CGCCAUUGUUGCUCCUUAUAUUGCCAAACAACCUGUAACCAACAGCCAAGAACGAAACAGAGGGGUGCAGAAGGAGAUGGGAGUUUUUGGAGCCGAUGCGAUGAGCGUCGUGAUGAGGCCGCUCUUGCACCUGAUGGUGGGGAUGGUGCUGUACGGGGUCGCCGAGGAGAUGACCGUGCCGGCGCUCGUCGACAAGGUCACCGCCGCGCUCUGCCCCACCGACGGCAGGUCGUGCCCGGAGGCCAUCUACCUUACCGGCCUCCAGUCCUCGGUUGGAGGGAUUUUCAAGACGAUAGGAUUCACUCUGAUGGGCCAGCUGGCUGAUGAAUAUGGUCGGAAGCCUCUCCUCCUUCUCACUGCCUCCACUUCCAUCAUCCCUUUCGCUGUGCUUGCAUGGAACAAUUCAAGGACUGCAGUGUAUGUCUAUCUAAUUCUGCGUACUUUCUCCUUCAUGAUCGGUCAAGGAACCAUAUUCUGCCUCUCAAUUGCAUACACGGCAGAUACGAUUGAACCGUCAAAGAGGGCAGCUGCAUUUGGCUUCAUGACUGGGAUUUUCUCUGCCUCACACACUUUGGGGAGUGUCCUUUCAAGGUUUCUGCCUGAGAAGUUGAUUUUUCAGGUCUCAGUUGUCUUGUUGAUCUGUUCUAUCCUCUACAUGAAAAUAUAUCUGGUCGAGACAGUUCAAAGAGCUCCUUCUGCACCUUGCCAGCAUUUGCCAUUGUCAUCUUUGCUUAUCAAGUUACCACAACAACGUUGGCAAUCUAUCAAGGAGAAUAUUAGCAUAGUCAAAAACAGUGAAACACUUAGGCGAAUCUCAUAUGUUGCCUUCUUCUAUAAAUUGGGCAUGAUUGGCAUUAGCGAUGUCCUAAUGUAUUACCUGAAGUCAGUAUUCGGCUUUGACAAGGAUCAGUUCUCAGAAAUUCUAAUGGUGGUAGGCGUUGGUUCAAUCUUUUCUCAGAUUUUGGUCCUCCCCAUUAUUAGCCACAUAAUUGGCGAAAAAGGAGUCUUAUGUAUUUCAAUACUCGCCUCCAUUGCUUAUGCUUUGCUUUACGGUGUUGCUUGGGCUUCGUGGGUUCCUUAUUUUAGCUCUUCAUUCGGUGUCAUCUAUGUGCUGGCCAAACCAGCUAUAUACGCAAUCAUUUCUGGGGAAGUACUGUCAGCUGACCAGGGAAAGGCCCAAGGUUUCAUUGCAACCGUGCAGUCCGUAUCUCUAUUGUUAGCACCUCUAUUUAUGAGCCCAUUGACCUCUUACUUCAUUUCACAGGAAGCCCCCUUCAAUUGCAAGGGUUUCAGUUUCCUUGUGGCUAGUUUCUUCUUGGCAAUGUCCUUAUACUUCGCUUGGACGCUUAAUCCGGAAAGCAAGGACAAGCACACCAAAGUUGAAGUUUCAGACAAACCUGAUGAGGAAGCAUUGCAAGCACCGCUAUUGGCUCAACGGCCUAAACCAUGAGUCCAUGAAAUUGAAUAAAACCAUUCAAGCAGAUGGAAAUCAAAGUUCUUGUAUUUGCACCAUCGGCUAAUUAUUACCGUCAACUCGACAUAGUGCCCAUAUGACAGUAUCUGUACAUACACCAGAAGGCAACUGAAAACCUGUAGUGAGUCACUGGUGCAAAGCUGUGUUCCGGCACACAAAUUUAGCUCUAAAUCAGUACUGCCAAGUGAAAUGUGCGUUGAUUGUAGUAUGGCAGUCUGUGAAAAUGUGUUUAUAGGAUGUUUGUAUACAUAUAGAUGACGGUGGUGAAUGUUGAAAUAGAAACGGUGUAGACAAGAGGGAAGUCUAUCCGUAGAUUUGAUUGAAUGAUCAUUUGCCGUAUUCUGUUAUCACGGUUGUAAAUCUUUCCAUGUACAUGCAUGUCAUUGUUGUAUAAAUAGAUGACAAGCCUGUUGGGGUUUCUUGCGGCAAAUACCUUCUCAAA
Messenger RNA from Phragmites australis (common reed), 1916 nucleotides. RefSeq lists its product as uncharacterized. The transcript is spliced from 14 exons. Gene Ontology annotation, biological process: transmembrane transport. Gene Ontology annotation, molecular function: transmembrane transporter activity. Gene Ontology annotation, cellular component: membrane. Bases 77 to 1450 code for a protein of 457 amino acids. Lineage: Eukaryota; Viridiplantae; Streptophyta; Magnoliopsida; Poales; Poaceae. The record is from RefSeq and is a predicted model, not a curated record.